AUGACCAAUUGCUUGAAAUUUCGCGAUGGCAGAGAACUGGCUUUGCUAUGCGUGCUCCUGUGGACUCUGUGUGAGACAGGAUCUGGGCAGAUCCGCUACACGGUGCUGGAAGAGCUGGAAAAAGGCUCUUUUGUGGGUAACAUCGCCAAAGACCUGGGGUUGGAGCCCCGGGAGCUGGCGGAGCGCGGAGUCCGCAUCGUCUCCAGAGGUAGGACGCAGCUUUUCUCUCUGAACCUGCGAAGCGGCAGCUUGGUCACAAAGGAGAGGAUAGAUCGGGAGGAGCUCUGCGCUCAGAGCGCACGGUGUGUGGUAAAAUUUAAUAUCCUGAUUGAGGAUAAGUUGAAAAUUUUUGAAGUAGAAGUAGAAAUUAAAGAUAUUAAUGAUAAUGCUCCUAACUUUCUAACAGAGGAAUUAGAAAUAAAAAUUGGUGAAUUAACAUUUCCUGGAACCCGAUUUCCACUUAAAACUGCAUUUGACCCAGAUGUAGGCAUGAAUUCUUUACAGAACUACAAGCUCAGCCCCAAUGACUACUUCUCUCUGGCUGUGAAUAGUGUCCCUGAUGGGACCAAAUACCCUGAGUUGGUGUUGGAGCGGGCACUGGACCGUGAGAAAAAGGAAGUACACAAGCUUGAACUGUUUGCCUCUGAUGGUGGUGACCCUGUCCACUCUGGCCAUUUAUGCAUCCAAGUGAUAGUUUUGGAUGCGAAUGACAACCCACCAGUGUUUACUCAGUCAGAGUAUCAUGUAAGUGUCCAGGAGAAUGUGCCAGUGGGAACCCAGCUGAUCACAGUGAAUGCUACAGACCCUGAUGAGGGAUUCAAUGCUCAAGUGUCCUAUAUUCUAGAUAAAAUGCCAGGAAAAAUUGCUCAGGUUUUUUAUCUCAACUCAGUGACUGGAGACAUAUCAAUAUUAAGAAGUCUGGACUAUGAGGAUACUACAUUUUAUGAAAUUAAAAUUGAAGCACAAGAUGGACCAGGUCUUAUUUCAAGAACCAAGAUUCUAGUCACAGUUCUAGAUGUGAAUGACAACGCCCCAGAAUUUACAAUCACUUCUCUCACAGACUCAGUUCCAGAAGAGGCUACAGCUGGGAGAGAAAUUGCUCUUAUCAAUGUCCAUGACCGAGAUUCUGGGCAGAAUGGACAAGUCACAGUUUUUGUCCUGGGAAAUCUGCCAUUUAAUUUAGAAAAAUCAAUAGACCAGUAUUACCGCUUAGUGACAGCCAAAUCUCUAGAUCGUGAACAAGUGUCUGAAUAUAAUAUCACUCUGAGAGCCACAGAUGAGGGAAAUCCACCUCUGUCCACAGAAGUCCACCUCACUCUUCAUGUGGCAGACAUCAAUGACAACCCACCUGUCUUCACUCAUGCUUCCUUUUCUGCCUACAUUCCCGAAAACAACCCUAGAGGAGCUUCCAUCUUCUCUGUUACUGCUCAGGACCCAGACAGUGACAACAAUGCCCGCAUCACUUAUUCAUUGACUGGGGAUACCCUCCAAGGGUCACCAUUGUCUUCCUAUAUCACCAUCAACUCUAACACUGGUGUCCUGUAUGCACUGCACUCCUUUGACUAUGAAGAAUUUAGAGAUAUGCAGCUACUGGUGACAGCCAGUGACAAUGGGGAUCCUCCACUAAGAAGCAAUGUAUCCUUGAACCUGUUUGUGCUGGACCAGAAUGACAACAUCCCUGAAAUCCUGUACCCCACCCUCCCUACAGAUAGCUCCACUGGUGUGGAGCUGACGCCCCGCUCUGCAGAGCCUGGAUACCUGGUGACCAAAGUGGUGGCAGUGGACAGAGAUUCAGGCCAGAAUGCCUGGCUGUCCUACCGCCUGCUCAAGGCCAGUGAGCCAGGGCUCUUUGUGGUGGGGCUGCACACUGGAGAGGUACGUACAGCAAGAGCCCUACUGGAUAGGGAUGCUCUCAAGCAGAGUCUUGUAGUGACUGUGCAGGAUCACGGCCAGCCUUCUCUUUCAGCCACAGUCACACUCACCAUAGUAGUGGCAGACAGCAUCUCUGAUGUCCUGGCAGACCUGGGCAGCAUCAGGACCACCACCAGUCCUGAUGAUUCAGACCUUACAUUCUACCUGGUGGUGGCAGUGGCUACCGUCUCCUGUGUCUUCCUUGCCUUUGUCAUCAUGCUGCUGGUGCUCAGACUUUGGCGCUGGCGCUCAUCACACCUACUCCAGGCUUCAGGAGAUGGGCUGGUGAGCAUGCCUACUUCACACUUUGUGGGUGUGGAUAGAGUGCAUGCUUUACUGCAGACAUAUUCCCAAGAGGUCUCCCUCACCACAGACUCAAGGAAGAGUCAACUUAUUUUCCCCCAACCCAACUAUGCAGACACACUCAUCAGCCAGGAGAGCUGUGAGAAAGGCGAGCCUCUCCUGAUAUCCCAAGAUUUGCUUGAAACCAAAGGAGACUCCAAGCUACUUGUGGUGAGUUAUUUCUUUCUUUGA
Ictidomys tridecemlineatus (thirteen-lined ground squirrel) is the source of this 2445-nucleotide messenger RNA. Its product is annotated as protocadherin gamma-A3. NCBI's taxonomy places the organism in Eukaryota, Metazoa, Chordata, Mammalia, Rodentia, Sciuridae. Gene Ontology annotation, cellular component: plasma membrane. The record is from RefSeq and is a predicted model, not a curated record. Gene Ontology annotation, biological process: homophilic cell-cell adhesion. Gene Ontology annotation, molecular function: calcium ion binding.